GAUCCGUAGGAGUCGGUCGGAGUCGGUCACAUGAUGAAUGCGGAAAUAACAUCUUUAGCCUAAAGGAGAUUUAACUGCGUUCCAAAGGCAUACAGGGAAAUCUGUGCGUGCGGAUAUGGAGCACCGGUUAGGCCGAGCGCCGGUGUUGUCUCCGCUGGAGGAGUCGAGUGAAGAGGUGAGCAGAGACAGCGGGAUCGUGUCCCAAAGCACCAGCACUGUGUCCAUGCUGAGCGAAGGCCUGAGCAACGGAAACGUCUCCCACAGCCCCAGUUUCGCCGGUAAUGUGUCUGAAAGUCCCAGUCUGGAUGGUGCUGCUGCACAGAGGCAUGAGGAAGAGGAGGAGGAGGAGGAGGAAGAGGAGGAUGAGAUCCUGAGACAGACUGCACUCAGUUACUCCUCUUAUAUCCGAGCAGACGCAGGAGAGGAGAUCUCCUGUCUGGAGAAGAGUCUGGAAGAUAUGCUUAUUCGAGUAGACGAGUUUGUGGGGAUGCUGGACAUGAUUCGCAAUGACACCUCUCAGAUCGUGAACAUCAGCCUGCCUCAGAUUCAUAAAAAAGCUGAGGACAUGAGACAGAUUUACAGGAAAAUUGACAAGCUAGAGGCUUUUGUGAAAAUGGUCGCUGCCAAUGUGAGUGUCAUGGAGGAGCAAGUCAUCGAGGCUGAAGGUGAAGCUCGGACGCUACCUGGUGCUUUCAAAAAGAUUUUCCGAACGAUGAACGUCUCUGGAUUUUUAAAUAAACCCUCCAGCCCCAAACGAGCACCGCAGCAGCACCAGGAGAUUCCCUCCGUGUUCAGGACCGAUGAUUUCUUCCCCGCACAGCCAAAACCGUGAUCACGGAAAUCACCGUAGCGUCGAUCUCACGCCGUUCUCACCAAAAAAAAAAAAGAAAAAUAAAAGGUCCGAGACGCCCGCGCGCGUCCGACAGCAAUAUUAGAGCGGUGCUCGUGAAACGCCGAUCACAACCGAGCACUAUUUUAGCACACCGUUAGAUGGCAGCUAGUUUUAUAAUGAAUUUUUUUUUUUUUUAAAGGACUUUUGUUUAAAGUGCCUCUCCUGGAAACAUUGCUGUUUUCACUCUCAAGAACGCAGUAGCAUGCUCACAAAUCGGCAUGUGUCGAUAUCACGUAUUCAUGUAAAAUCUUUCAGAAACGCGGCUGCAGGUUUUAUGUAUUAAUGCAUUUGUUCAAACGCAUUAUUGUUUCUAUAGCAAUGACUUAAACAUAGUGUUGUACAACACGAGCCCAACGUUAAACUUGAAAUACCUGAAACGCUCAACUCUGUAGCUAAAUCAGGUUUGACUCCGCCCCCUUAUCAUUUUUUUUAAUUUCGUUUUGUACUCCUUGUUUAACAUUUCAUCGUGCACGCAAGUGCUGUCUAUAGUCACAACUCUCGAGCGAAUCGAUUCUCUUGAACGACUCCUUGAACCAUCCGUUCUCAAAUUACAAGAAAAGAAUCAGAGAUCGAUUAAUUACAUCCCCUCCUCAAAGGUAGGAGGAGCUACAUCUUGUCUGACUCCACCCACCUGUACACCUUAUAUCGCCAUAGCGACAAAUAUCAAACGUCGGAUCCUCUGUAAACGUAACAAAAUAGAUUAAAAAUCCAAUAUAAUCUUGGCACAUGUUUAACCGACAUGUAGAUAUAUUAAAACAUAAUAUUAUUUAGUGUUAUGAGAUUUCAGUUUGAACCUGAAAGCCAGGAGUUUUGAGGGGUUAAGUCACAUCUCCUCUAGUGAAGAUAUUUUGACCCUGUGUUUGUUUUGUGUUUUAAGUUAAAUAUUUCUAUAUCAUGCAAAUGAUUAUCGACACAUGCCUAAUACCAACAACAGAAGGAAUUUCUGAGGUUUUUAAUUAAGAUCAUGUACAUUUUUAUAAUAGAUUUUUUGAUCUUGGAUUUUUUUUGCCAGGAUUUUUUUUUUGCACUAACAUAACUAACAUCACUGUAGCUUGAAUCACCUUUAUUUCAAGUAUGUGUUUAGUAAAAUAUUGUCAUUUUCUGGAGUUUGAUCAAAUGCCAUGACUGCUUGGGCUUCAUUUUUAGUUCCACUUUAUCCACUUCAGGCCACAGGGAAAGAAAUCUGUGGUCCUGUUCAUUUUGAGUAAAUAAUCUCUUUUUUACACUGAUGAUUAUGAUUGUCAGCUAGCUUGAUGUUUAAGUAGCUAAUUUAAUCAAUUGAUUUGUAAGGAAUGUACAUUUUAUUUAUAAUAAAAAGCAAAAUUAUUGUCUAAAGGA
Messenger RNA from Tachysurus vachellii, 2230 nucleotides. RefSeq names its product biogenesis of lysosomal organelles complex-1, subunit 4, cappuccino (gene bloc1s4). Bases 116 to 832 code for a protein of 238 amino acids. NCBI's taxonomy places the organism in Eukaryota, Metazoa, Chordata, Actinopteri, Siluriformes, Bagridae. Gene Ontology annotation, cellular component: BLOC-1 complex. The transcript has 5 exons. The record is from RefSeq and is a predicted model, not a curated record.